Colletotrichum destructivum is the source of this 1784-nucleotide messenger RNA. Its product is annotated as Putative Cellulose-binding domain, fungal, pectate lyase, pectin lyase/virulence factor. Gene Ontology annotation, molecular function: pectate lyase activity; cellulose binding. Gene Ontology annotation, cellular component: extracellular region. Lineage: Eukaryota; Fungi; Ascomycota; Sordariomycetes; Glomerellales; Glomerellaceae. The transcript has 2 exons. The coding region runs from base 206 to 1591 and encodes 461 amino acids. The record is from RefSeq and is a predicted model, not a curated record. Gene Ontology annotation, biological process: carbohydrate metabolic process.
ACCGCAUCGAUUUUACUUUCCCUCACUUUCGUUCACAUCCGCCCCUCGUUCAACUUUUGUCUUGUCCAGUUUGUUUCUACGUUGGAUAUCGAGUUCCGGAACUCAACAACCACUCUCUUUUCUACUAGGCACGAACCACUCAUUUAAAACCCUUUUUUUCCCUCGAUCCAACCCCCCCCCCCCCCCCCCCCCCUGUAAUUCCACAAUGAAGUCGGCUUCAGCCAUCUUGGCGGUCUUGGCGGCCGUGGCCAACUUGACGGCAGCUCAAACCGUGAGCGGAAAGGCGGAGGGUUUUGCCACCGGAGUUACCGGCGGCGGCAGCGCAGCCGCCGUCACGCCCAAGGACAUCGACGAGCUGACGAAGUAUCUCACCGACAGCGAGCCCCGCGUCAUCGUCCUCUCCAAGGAGUAUGACUUUACGGAGUCCGAGGGCACCGAGUCCGGCACCGCCUGUGCCAGCUGGGGAACCGGCGCUGCGUGCCAAAGAAUCAUCCAGGAUGACUGCGGCAGCAACACUAAGGAGACGGGCACCUGGUUCAAGGCCGCCAGAACGCCUAUUGACGUUGGCUCCAACAAGACCAUCCUGGGCGUCGGGAACAAGGGCGCCAUCAAGGGCAAGGGCUUGAGGAUGAAGGGCAGCAAUGUCAUUAUCCAGAACAUCGAAGUCAAAGACUUGAACCACAAGUACGUCUGGGGAGGCGACGCGCUCUCGUUUGCCGGUGCCGAUCUCGUCUGGGUUGACCAUGUAACCACCACCCGCCCCGGCCGCCAGCACUACGUCUUCGGCUUCGAGCCCAGCAAGCGCAUCACCCUGUCCAACAACUUCAUCAACGGCGACUCGACCUACUCCACCGGCUGCAACGGAUACCACUACUGGACGUUCGAGAUGGUCGGCGAGGACGACCAGAUCACCAUGAAGAACAACUACAUCUACAAGACGGCCGGCCGCGGCCCUGCCCUCAGCGGCGCCACCCUCCUGCACGCCGUCAACAACGUGUGGAGCGACACCAACGGCCACGCCAUCGAGGGUGGCGAGGCCACAGCCCGCGGCAUCUUCGAGGGCAACGUCUUCAUCAACGUCAAGCAGCUCGUCUCGGACUACAAGGGCAGGCUCUUCUCCUCUCCCGACGCCACCACCAACGCGCAGUGCAAGUCGGCCCUCGGCCGGGCGUGCGAGAUCAAUGUCUUCGAGGACACCACCGACGACUUCAAGUACACCGACACCACAUUUUUCGGCGACUUCAAGGGCCUCGGCAUCGCCAGCGCCGCCGCCGCCAGCAAGAUCAAGACCAGCGUCCCUGCCAAUGCCGGCGCCGGCAAGCUGAGCGCCGCCUCCUCUUCGUCGUCUGCUGACGCGCCCUCCAAGUCUGCUGGAGAGACUGCCGAAAAGGCCGAGGCUGCCCCCUCCAGCACGCCUGUUGCUUCUACCCCCGCUGCGCCCAAGGCCACGGAGGCCGCCGCCAAGCCCGCUUCCGGCUCCGGAUCCGUUGCCCUGUACGGCCAGUGUGGUGGCCAGGGUUACUCUGGCGCUACCGCCUGCUCGUCUGGCAAGUGCGAGUUCGUGAACGACUGGUACUCCCAGUGUGUCUAAGUUGUCGGCGUCGACUCUCGACGAAAGACCGUCCUGAAUAUCAGCAGGACCACGGUGGAGAUCGCGGGCUUGGAUGAGAAUCCAGCGUGCUACUCUAUCGGCAUUCAUGUAAUAAUAGCUUUUUACCUGUACCUAAAAACAACGUAUCAAAGAUAGCCAGGCCCAGACCCGGUUAGCCACUGCUCACACUCAC